AUGAAGGACCUGCAGGAGGCGGGCUGGAUAACGCCCCCAUCCCUGCACGUCGUUCGCAACCAUGGCGCGGUGCCCAAAAUCUCGUGGGAGAGCCACAAGCUUGUGAUCGAUGGCGUGCCACGCCCCUGCCAGCUGACCAUGGACGAUAUUACAUCUGGCAAGGUGGGCGAGAUCGUCAGCAUCCCCGUCAGUUUUAUCUGCGCUGGCAAUCGCCGCAAGGAGCAGAACAUGACCAAGAAGACAAUUGGCUUCAACUGGGGCCCUGGGGGGAUAGCCAACAGCGUCUGGACAGGCGUGCGCCUCUGCGACCUGCUGGAGUACGUCGGGAUUGCCAAGGCUACUCCCAAACACCGCUACGUGCACUUCGAGGGUCCGCCGGGCGAGCUGCCGCAGGGCAAGACGGGCUCCUACGGCACCUCUAUUGACAUGGGUUGGGCCAUGGACCGCGAGCGCGACGUGCUCCUGGCUUUCAAGCAGAACGGCGAGCUGCUCACCCCCGACCAUGGCGCCCCGCUGCGCACGCUGCUGCCAGGGUGCAUCGGCGGGCGCAUGAUCAAGUGGCUCCACAAGAUGUGGGUGUCCGAUCAGCCAUCCGAGAACCACUACCACUUCUUCGACAACCGCGUGCUGCCCCCGCACGUGGACGCCGAGCUGGCCACGGCGGAGGGCUGGUGGUACAAGAACGAGUACAUCAUCAACCACUUCAACAUCAACUCUGCCAUGUUCGAGCCCAGGCACAAUGCCGUCUUCAACCCGGGCCCGAGCAGGGACCGGACCCUGAGGGUGUCCGGCUACGCCUACGCAGGUGGUGGCUCGAAGGUUAUCCGUGCAGAGAUUUCCUUAGACGGGGGCAAGAGCUGGGAGAUCACGGACCUCGCGCGCCCCGAGGACGAGAUCGCCGCAGCCCGCGGCACGGACAAGCACUGGUGCUGGGGCUUCUGGGAGACCGAGGUGGACCCCGAGCGCCUGCGGGACUGCCGCGAGAUCGCGUGCCGCGCCGUGGAUUCCAACCAGAAUUUUCAGCCAGCGGAGCUGACCUGGAACGUGAUGGGCAUGUGCAACAACUGCAUUUUCCGUGUCAAGGUACAUCAUCGGGACGAUGGAAGCAUGUGGUUCGAGCACCCAACCCAGCCAGGCACAGAGACCGGCGGCUGGAUGACGGAGGACGCCGGCAAAUUCGACCCGGCUAAGGAAAGCGAAGCUGCGCCUGGCGCGCGUGGCGUGGCGCCGAAGCGGCCUGUGGCUGCCAUCUUCCAGACCUCCCAGGUCACCCAGGUCCCCGAAACGCGCGUUGCGAAGAACAACGUGGCAGGCAAGCUCGUGAGCCACAGGUGGAGCAAAAUUCUCGAUUGGGUUCUGAACGGCAUCCCAAUGUCCGAAAUAGAGAAGCAUAACAAGGACGGUGAUGCUUGGAUCGUUGUCGAGGGCCGCGUUUACGAUUGCACACCGUACCUCGAGGACCACCCCGGCGGUGCGUCCAGCAUCCUGCUGCUGGCGGGGGGCGAGUCCACAGAAGAUUUCACGGCUGUGCACUCCAAGAAGGCAUGGGCGAUGCUCGAGGAUUAUUUCAUUGGCCCAGUGGCGACUGAGAACGGCGGCUCGAAGGAGGAGGCGAAACGUGGACAGGUCGAGGAGGUUGACCCCAGCAAGCCAUUCUUGCAUCCGCGCAAGGCGCAGAAGCUCCCGCUGGUAGAGAAAAUUGUCGUAUCCCAAGACACGCGCAUCUUCCGAUUCGGCCUCCCACAUCCAGAGAUGAGGCUCGGCCUUCCCACUGGAUGUCACAUGUUCCUGAGGGCCAAGGUCAACGACGAGGUUGUCAUGCGACCGUACUCCCCCAUGACCGACGACAGUACCGUUGGCCACGUGGACUUGCUCGUGAAGGUCUACUUCAAGGGCGUCCACCCGAAGUUCCCCGACGGUGGCAAGAUGUCCCAGCAUUUGGAGUCCAUGCAGAUCGGCGACACAAUCGACGUGAAGGGCCCUCUAGGAGAGUUCAUAUACAAGGGACUCGGCUCUUUCACAUGGAAGGACCAGCCGCGCCAGUGCAACCUCAUAAACCUGAUCGCUGGCGGAACUGGCCUCACGCCUUGCUGGCAGGUGGCGCAGGCCGCCCUGCGCACAGCCGGCGACGAGACGCAGCUGCGGCUCUUGUACGGAAACGCGACUCCAGCCGACAUCCUGAUGCGCGAUACGUUGGAUGGCCUCGCGAAGAAAUAUCCAGGCCGCUUCCAGGUCUGGUACACGGUGGACCGUGUGCCCGAGGGCGAAGAGUGGGAAUACGACACCGGCUUCAUCAGCGAGGCGAUGAUCAAGGAUCACCUCUUCCCCGCCAGCGAGGAGACCAUCACCCUCAUGUGCGGCCCUGUGCCAAUGGUGAAGUUUGCGUGCAAGCCGAACCUCCAGAAGCUUGGCCACGCGGAAUCCUCCCUGUUGGUGUUUUGA
This is a messenger RNA of Prorocentrum cordatum, 2442 nucleotides long. The record is from the annotation of a GenBank genome assembly. NCBI's taxonomy places the organism in Eukaryota, Dinophyceae, Prorocentrales, Prorocentraceae.